AUGACCUCCCGACCCCCCUUGGGCGUCCAGCAGCGACAGCCCCAGAGAUCGCUGAGCGGCGGUGGCCUGUCGCAACGGCCCGCCCACCAGCGAACCCUCUCACAGCAGUAUCUGCCCCCGUCUCCCAUACGCAAGGAGACCUUCCUAGACUUCUCAGACAACCGAAGCGAUGUCGCACAAACUCAGUAUGGCACGCCUCGGAGGGGAGGCUCGCGGCUCAAGCUGGAGCUCUCCAACAAUCCCAUCACCGAGACCUCCAUCAUCGAGUCCCCCAACGCAAUCGAUUCGUCGACCAGGGUGUUCACGCCGUCCCGUGUCAUGCCUCUGACUGAUGCUUCCGAACUGGGCGAAAUGAGUCCCCGGAACUCGACGAGAGGUCAAGCGGUCGACGCCGAUGCGGCUCCCUUACCAAUGCCCAAACGCCGGCCACGCUUUGCCCUCCCCACCGCAGGCCGGGAUUCGAAUAUACUCCCCCCGGCGCCAGUCAAGAAGGACCCUCGACCUAAGCCAUAUAACCUCGAGGUUCCUUCUGCCGCGCCUCGCUACCAAGUACACCAUCUAGAAAAUAAGCCGCAGGGCAAGUCGGCCGCGGCGAGCCUCACCACGAACAAUGUCACGCAACCUAUCACCGGAUAUGCCGACUUCUUUGCAUGGAGUGGGGACCAUCCCGAGGACCAUUUUUCUGAAUCGGUAAUCAGGCAGGGCUUCUUUGACAAGGCCCCAAUCUCGCAGACUGAAACCUCUUCGGCGAAAGGUGCUCUAUUCCCAGCAUUGAAGCACAAAAGUGGCCUCCACGCACUGUCGACUGUCUUCACCGGGGUGCUGGCCCAGAGAAGACACAGCGGUCAGAUCAACUCGCCUUCGACCUUCAAGCCGCCGCCCCGAGUCACACUUACCGAUACGAAGAGGGAAGUGUGGUUGAAGGACCUGGCGAACCCGGCGAUCUCAUUGAGACGUUUGAGCCGCACGAUACCCCACGGCAUCCGAGGCAAAGUUCUGUUGGACCAAUGCCUCAACAAGAACGUGCCUACGGAUAGGGCGGUAUGGUUGGCCAAGUGUGUCGGUGCAAACGAGAUUCGAGCCUUCAAGAGGAAAGGUGUUAAUAACACCUUCGUCAUGGGCGGUGAAGCUAAGUGGAUCAGGGAUUGGACUGUUUUCGUUGAACAAUUCGUUGAAGGGGUUGUUUCCUCUUUUGGCGAUGCAGAGUGGAAGUCCAAAGUCAAUUAUGCUAUUCGCCUUGCAACGCAUCUCUACGCCGAGCAUCUGUUAGAUCGAGAGCGUUAUAUGGACUGGCUAGUCUCAAGCCUUGAGAACAGCCCGCACUCCAAACUACCCAUGUGGAUGCUCAUCACGCAAAUAUAUUGGAAGGACGUCCUUCGCCUACGGAGACAUGGCCGUCGACUGGUCGCUUCCCUCUUGGGCCACCUAGCUACGGUGGGCAUCUUCGAUUACCCAUGUCAAGCCUCUGUUCGCUAA
This is a messenger RNA of Phaeoacremonium minimum UCRPA7, 1476 nucleotides long. Its product is annotated as putative transcription mediator subunit med12 protein. The record is from RefSeq and is a predicted model, not a curated record. The transcript is spliced from 2 exons. Gene Ontology annotation, biological process: regulation of transcription by RNA polymerase II. Gene Ontology annotation, molecular function: transcription coregulator activity. Lineage: Eukaryota; Fungi; Ascomycota; Sordariomycetes; Togniniales; Togniniaceae. Bases 1 to 1476 code for a protein of 491 amino acids. Gene Ontology annotation, cellular component: mediator complex.